This is a messenger RNA of Harpegnathos saltator (Jerdon's jumping ant), 2280 nucleotides long. It is a transcript of the gene Tango9, whose product is annotated as transport and golgi organization 9. Gene Ontology annotation, cellular component: intracellular membrane-bounded organelle; Golgi membrane. Gene Ontology annotation, biological process: pyrimidine nucleotide-sugar transmembrane transport. NCBI's taxonomy places the organism in Eukaryota, Metazoa, Arthropoda, Insecta, Hymenoptera, Formicidae. The coding region runs from base 532 to 1671 and encodes 379 amino acids. The record is from RefSeq and is a predicted model, not a curated record. The transcript has 8 exons. Gene Ontology annotation, molecular function: pyrimidine nucleotide-sugar transmembrane transporter activity.
AACUAUUACUAUAUGUUCGAAAAAUUCGUUUUAUACUUUCUAUGUAUUCAAAGAGUAACUUUAUUGAAGCAAAUAUGUAUCAUUUUGUUCAGUGACCUUGGUCCACCUCUCUAUAAAGAUCUACAGAAGCCAAGAGCAAAUCUCGACUUGACUCGCGAGGGGCCUAUGUGGCGAGAGUGCGUAAGAGCGUUUCUAUGUACAGAUGUAUCUAUACACAUGUGGUAGUAUCGUCGCGCAGUCAAGAGCAGGAUGGUUAUGUCGGUUGGACAAGAAUAGACAAUCGAUUGCCAACCAUAGUUGCUUUUCAACAAGAAAUAUGAAGAGACAGGUGACACAAAGUGUUUUGUUUCUUACUCUACAUAUAAAAUGACAUAAGUAUAUACAGCUGAAAAGCAGAAUCAGUUUCUGCAUGUUGAACUCAUGACUUGAUUAUUUGGAGAAUAUAAUAAAUUUCUAAAUAUUGGGAGAAGUUAGCAGCACUGCUUUCUUGAUUAUUACGUCGCUAUCUGCUAUUAGUCAUUAUCCGCAACAAUGGCGUGGACGAAUUACCAACGCAUAUUAGCUAUACUUCAAGUGACUACGGGAUCGUUUAAUACUUUAUCGGUUAAAUUCGCGGACCAACAAGAAGUGGUUGGUGAUGAUGGACAAGUUAGACAUUUUAAUCAUCCUUUCAUGCAAUCAUCGUUUAUGUUCUUUGGAGAGGCUCUUUGUUUUGUAGCAUUCAAGUUUUUCUAUUAUUAUUACAAUCGACGAGCAGAUGGUUCUGUAGAUAAUAAUGUACUCACUAAAGGCACGAGAAUUUUUAAUCCUUUUAUCUUGCUAAUACCUGCUUUAUGUGAUAUGUGUGCAACAUCCAUAAUGUACAUCGGUCUAAACAUGACUUACGCAAGCAGCUUUCAGAUGUUGCGUGGAGCAGUGAUUGUUUUUACAGGAAUAUUCUCUAUUGUAUUUCUUCAUAGGAAAUUGAGGGCAUGGGAAUGGACAGGCAUUGCUUUUGUUAUAGUUGGUUUAGCAUUAGUUGGUGCUAGUGAUAUGUUAACAUCGGAGAAUGCUGAUAUGGAUACCAAUUCUAUGCUGACUGGAGACUUGCUUAUUAUAUUUGCACAGGUGAUAACAGCCAUUCAAAUGGUUGUAGAAGAAAAGUUUGUGGGAGAGCAGGACAUACCAGCAUUACAAGCUAUUGGAUGGGAAGGCAUUUUUGGAUUUAUUGGUAUUUGUCUUGUCAUGAUACCUCUCAAUUUUAUUAAAGCACCACCACCAUUCGCAGACAAUUCACGUGGCACUCUCGAGCACUCUGUGGAAGCUUUGAUCCAAAUUGGAAAUAGUAGCAAAUUAUUGAUAGCUGUCAUUGGCAUAGCAUUCAGUAUUGCCUUCUUUAAUUAUGCUGGUAUUAGUGUUACCAAAGAAAUAAAUGCUACAACAAGGAUGAUAUUAGACAGUGUUCGUACAGUCAUAAUCUGGGCUUUUUCUUUAGCAUUCGGAUGGCAAGCUUUCCAUUAUAUGCAGGUCAUUGGUUUCACGGUUCUUUUAAUCGGUAUGGCAUGUUAUAACAAGGUUGUCAUUCCGCAAUUAUUCAGGAAACUUCGUUCGCGACGGGGGCGUCAUACAUUGUCUGGAAAAGAAGAUCAUAUUGUUAAUACUGCCGCAGAUGAUGUGCAAGAGACAAUAUAAAAGAUUUUAUGAGAAAUCGUUGGAUAUCGUACGCUACGUGAUCAUUAUUUUAUAAAAGAUUAACAAGAAUUGUGAUUUCCUACAAACCGACAAUCGUAAAAAUUUCUUAUGUUCUUUUGUUCUUGUUAUAUACGAAUAUAAUUAUCUAUUUAGAAUAAUCGUUGUAAAUUUGCCAUUAGACAAGAUAGACAUAACAUACAUACACAUAUUGUUGAUUGAAGUAGAAAAUAUCACGUGGACGAAAAUCUUAUGUCGACGAAAAAACAUUAUACAAAAUAUUACAAAUCAGGUGACACGAAUUAUAUUUCGUAAAUUCUGCAAGUUAUAAUAAUGUCAUCGAGAUCAUUCGGUCUUCCAGUAAUUUUUUUUAUUAAAUUGUCUCGCGAUACACAUUUAAUUCUGGUGUUGAAUUCACACGUAUGUAUGAUUUACUUUUAGCAAAAUUUGCUAUUUCUUAUUUAACGUAUAAUCCGAAAUCUAUAAAAUAUAACAAAUGCAUUUCACAAUAUUUUUUUACAUUUAUGUAUUUUAUAAUGGUAUGAAGAACGGAAUCAUAUCGCUAAGAGAGUAUGGUCAUGAAUAAAAAAUUGUUUCAAAAUGUAUCCGUCU